Molecule: messenger RNA, 872 nt
Organism: Musca domestica (house fly)
Lineage: Eukaryota; Metazoa; Arthropoda; Insecta; Diptera; Muscidae
Product: cytochrome b5 domain-containing protein 1
Exons: 3
Coding region: 43-675 (210 amino acids)
Source: RefSeq, a predicted model, not a curated record
GAAUACUUCGAUUCCUAAUUUAAAUUUUUUUUUGAAAAUAAAAUGUCAAACCUACGUUAUUUCCUCUACGAUGAAGUUUGUGUUCACAAUAAAAAGGAUGAUUUUUGGAUUGUAAUUCAUGGCAACGUUUUCGAUUUGACGCCCAUGCUAAGAGAUCGUCAAGAUUCGUGGAAUAAAAAUUUAGAUUUGUUGUUGGCAUUUGGUGGCAAAGAUCUGUCGCAUUUCUUUCACAUAAAUCAUGAGCCCAUAACAGAGAUCUCAAGUCGUUCGGGAAAGCCUCGCGUCCUAUUUCCACCCAUAUUGGAGAGGGCACAAAGUGAGUUUUGUGGGACACCCUGCAGGCUAUGGAGUCAGGAUCCUCGCUAUCACAUUGGUCGUCUAACGGCAAGGGAGAGGAAAAUACGGCUCAUUAAUACCCUGACGGGUAGGACUAUUCUUAUGAAGGUUUGCCAGGAGGAUACCAUCUAUGACAUACAAAGGAAAUAUAAGGAACGCUAUAAUCUGCAUGCCGGCAGCUAUUUGUGGCGUAAAUUUUCCUAUGGUGGUCAUUGUCCGGGAGAUUUGAAAUUCCAUGAAACCCUUGAUGCCAAUGGCCUUUUGGAAGAGGAAUCUGAUAUUGAAUUACCUCCUCCCUCGAUUUGGUUGUAUUACACGGAUGAUUUGACAGUGGCCUGAGAAACUUUGGGAGGAAAAGAAUGCCUACUUGUCUUCUAUUAAAAUAUCUUUGGUUCGUGCAAAAUUCAAUGUCUUUAUUACACAAAUUGCUGGUGUUGUUGCUGCUGUUGUUGUCGAUUGUUCCCAUUCAGGUUGGCAUUGUCUUGGAGGAAAAAUAGUUUCCACCGCCAUAAUAAUGACACAUUUUAUUCAAAUUA